AAAGUUUACGACUGCGCAAGCGCCGCUCAGACCGUUGAUGGCGCUCGCUGGAACCGCUUGGCACACGUCGCGUUACUUGGCCGCCAGCGCGAUUUAAACCGCCAGUUGACAAAGUGCGUUUUGUACCCCACUUGCGAACCCCGUAACCCCCGAAAGAAUCUUCGGCGACGAAUUUACUGAUAGAAAGGUAUUUCCCAAUAACAUACAUACUUGCUUUUAUAAAACGCAUUAAAAAGACAAAAUACAAAUAUGGCAUUGUCGAAGAAAAUCUGUCGGAGCAGCAGACAAAAAAAUAUAUUAACGUUUCUGGAAAAAACAUCAAAAAAAUCAGCAGAUACACCAAACCAAAUCAGCGGAGCACUUGCAUCCAGUAACUCAGUUAUCUACGGCUGUCUGAUAGUACUCUUCAUUGCAUCUGUAACCACGGCCAAAGCACCGGAUCAGGAAGCUAUCCAUCACAAAAAUGACGAAUUUCCGGAAGAGGAAGGCGACAUGCUGAUGGAGCCAAAUGAUUUUUCGCCAAUCACUGUACUAAAGUCACAUGAACAACACUUUCAUAUGCCGCCCACAACGCAUCUUCAGCCACAAAUUCAAGCUAGAAUUCAUCCUAGAGUUCAACCCAGAAAAUUUCAAUCCGCAGCCCAACAAAAUGCUGAUGGGGAGGAGCCAUUCCGGCCCAUUGCUAAUCCAAAUACGAAGAUUGUUGGCGAUUCUCAUACGCAGGCUGCCCAAAAUUUCUACCCACCUUUCUACCAUGAGGCUCCUCCACUGGGCCACUCCAGACCCUAUUUUGGACACGGCCCGCCUGUAUCGGAGACAACUCCUUUAUCCUUACCCCUUCCACUCUUGUCAACUCAACAACAACAGCCAGCAACUCAGCAGCGGACUUUCGAUGCCAGUAUACUUGGAAGUGGGGAUUUUGGUGUCCUUAGAGGUGGAACUUUCUAUCCGGAGGAGGAAAUGCCCUAUCACCCCGAAGAUAACAGUGAUUACAUCUAUGGAGACGCUAACAAUGGACACGGUCGACCAUCCGAGGGAUUUGUACAAAAGUACACAUAUCCAGAGGAGCAGUUUGCCAAUUUUCGCGAUUUUGCCGAUAUCAACACGCCCGCUGAUACGGCAUUUUCGCAAUUUGUGGUGGUCUAUGCGGCCAAAAAUGCCACUGCACCACACUCUCAUCCGCAUCCCAAAAACAUAUUUGAACAGUUAGAGCAGCUGGACAGGGAAAAAGAGCCGAAAAAGACCGAAUUUGAUAAUAAAACUUCUUCGAAAAUAAAGUCGAAAUUGUCUAAUACAAAGUUGCAGAAGAAAUACCGAAAAAAACCUGCUCCCAAAGUCCAGGAUCCUCAAGAAAUAGAGCCUUUAUUAGCUCUAAGUUAAGCGUCAAAAAGAAUAAGCCUAAAAAGCACGCACCCAAACUUUUUAAUACCGUUGUUAGUUUUAUUUAUUAUAUUUCGAGAUGAAUGCAAACCACAACAAAGUGUAAUAGCCAC
Molecule: messenger RNA, 1493 nt
Organism: Drosophila simulans
Lineage: Eukaryota; Metazoa; Arthropoda; Insecta; Diptera; Drosophilidae
Exons: 3
Coding region: 250-1380 (376 amino acids)
Source: RefSeq, a predicted model, not a curated record